This is a messenger RNA of Plutella xylostella (diamondback moth), 1817 nucleotides long. Its product is annotated as serine protease persephone. Gene Ontology annotation, molecular function: serine-type endopeptidase activity. NCBI's taxonomy places the organism in Eukaryota, Metazoa, Arthropoda, Insecta, Lepidoptera, Plutellidae. Gene Ontology annotation, biological process: proteolysis. The record is from RefSeq and is a predicted model, not a curated record.
UUUAAUGAAAUGGGAAACACAAAACAUAGUUUGCAAGAUCGCAUUAGUAACUUGAUGAUAUUGCCGAUGACACUGUUUGUGAUAAAUAUGUAUAAAUAUAGUAAUAAACUGAUAAUAAUAUAGUUUAACUGUAUGUUAUUAAUUUAUAACACAGGUUUAUCAUUCGUGUUGUGGGAUUUGUGACUUUGUGUGGAUUAGUGAAGAACGUGAUUUAAAAUGUUAACCAGAUUAUUAUUUUUCAAUUUAGUGCUCAGCUGUUUGGGGUAUUUAGAUCUUGAUGAUGAGUGUUUCUCACCAACCAAAGUGCCUGGGAAGUGCAAGCUGGCCUACAACUGCGCUGCAUCUUUAAACGCAAUAAAAACAGAAGGAUUCCACAAUUUGACUCGGUGUGGUUUUCGAGGACACACAGAAAUAGUGUGUUGCAUACCUCAAAAAGUGGAAAGCAGCUUCGGGGACAGAUUCGCGUCGGACCCAGCAACAGAGGCGUCCGCCACCAGCAGAGACCCCAUAGUCCUGCCGCCUCGCAACAGACCACCGCAGUCUAGACCCACUACUACCACCACCACCGCCAAGCCCAAAAGAAGGGCAGAGCUAGAAUGUGACAAAAUAAUUCAAUCAUCAGGUCCUCCUCUUUCACACUAUAUUAUAAAUGGGCAGGAAGCUGCCGAGGGGGAAUUCCCGUACAUGGCAGAACUGGGAUACUUCGACCCAAGUAAGGAUAAAGUUGAAUUCCUUUGCGGUGGGACCCUCAUAUCUAAACGCUAUGUUAUGACUGCAGCCCAUUGCCUGCAACCACAAAGAUUAAGGGAAAGGGCUGCAGUGUUUGUUCGCAUCGGCGUAGUUGUUCUAGGCAACGGAACUUACAAUGCGGCGACGGACUACAAAAUACAAGAGAUUAAAAUACACCCCGACUUCGCAGCGAGAGCGAUCAAAAAUGAUAUAGCACUGAUCAAAUUGGAAAGGGACGUCGUUUUUUCGGAUGUGGCACGACCCGGCUGUCUUUACACCAAACCUGAUGUUCCAUUGAAUGACUUUGUAGUGAUUGGAUUCGGUGUUACACAGAUAGAGACCAGAAAAUUUAGCGAAAAUCUACUUAGAGCAACUGUUACUUUCGUGCCAAAGAAAGAGUGCGCCGCUGACUACGACAAUGGACGCCAUCAAAUAGACGACAAUGUGAUUUGUGCUGGAGACAAAGAUAAACAUGCUGAUGCUUGCCAGGGAGAUUCCGGGUCAUCUUUACAAGCACUGACAGGCACGGAUGGCCACUUUCGCAUUCUUGGUAUAAUAUCAUACGGAAAGGGAUGCGGUACCAAAGUGCCCGGAGUCUACACUAAAGUAUACAGCUAUCUGGAUUGGAUAGAAAGUAUAGUGUGGAGUUAGAUACCACUUUAUAACAACAAUUAGGUAUGUUUUUGUGAUAAAAUGAGAGUUUAAAAACUCUCAAUUCAAUUGUAUCUAAGUAGGUAUAUGUAAGCAACAUUCUAUGGAUUAAAGAUGACUUCAAAAAUAAUACUAGUCAACUUUGACAUAAACAUAGAAGUUUUUUUUUUUUACUAACAACGAUGAGAUUAAGAAGCUAUUUAGGUACUCCAUAUUAAAAAUAAUAAUAAAAUGCAAUAAUUAAAGGUAGUAAAAUUGUUAUUGUAAGCACAGUAACCAUAAAACAAAGACAAAAUAGAACAAAAAAAUAAUAAAUAUCUAUCGUACAUGGAAAUUGUACAAUAUAACAGUCAUGUUAAACAAAUCAAAAGUUCUAAUAAUAAAAUAUAUUUAACCAUAAGGUAUACCGCUACAAGUUUUAAUAGGUACUUAUAAUA